AGCGCUCUGCCAUUGUUCUUGUUCUGGAAGUCUAGGAACGGGACGGGACGACGUUGGUCGGGUACCGGACGGCAGGUCUGUCGUUAUGACGGGCUCCGGUCCGAAGCUCGGGGUGCUGCUGCUGUUGGCUGUUCUCCUGCAGACUGUGGUCGUCACCAUCACCGUGCUGCACUUCUCCACGGCUCUCAAUUCGAUGAAGGAGACGUUUGCACGGAGCAGCGUUUCCUGCCUGACGGGCGCUGACCUGCAGAGCAUCACGGCUGUACGGGGGGAUCCAUGCUGGCAGGUCACGCAGCAGCUUCACCUGCUCAUUGAGAAGUCUCUGUCUCAGCGUUACCAGAGGCAGAUUUCAUCGGCAGUCAGAGAUGAAGUAUCGCGAGUGUUGCCCUCUCUUGUGAUGGUGGACGCAGCUUCACCUCGCCCCAAAGUCGCAGCCCACGUCACUGGCAGCUAUGCGCCCAAACUGGGCCAAGAGGGAGGAGCUCCGGUCUCCGCUGGGCGGCGAGUUCAAGGCCAGAAGAUUUCGUGGUGGGAGGGGCAGAAGGGGCUGGCCUUCCUCCAGGACGUCCAGCUGGUGGAUGGGGAGCUGGUGGUGCCGCAGCCCGGCCUCUACUACGUCUACGCGCAGACCUACUUCAGACACACCCACUCCCUGGAGGAGGAGGGCGAGGAGGGCGAGGAGGCGGAGGACAGAGGGAGACCCCUGCUGCAGUACGUCUAUAAAAAGGUGAGCUCCUACCCGGUUCCCAUCCUGCUGAUGAAGACGAGCCGAACCUCCUGCUGGUCCCGGGGCUCUCAGUUUUCUCUGCACUCCGCCCACCAGGGGGGGCUGUUCCCGCUCAGCAGCGGCGACCGCCUGUUUGUCACCGUGACCAACGCCUCUGCUGUGGACAUGGACGAGAAAAGCAGUUUCUUCGGCGCGUUUCUCAUCAGCUAGACAAUCAGACGCAGGACUCGGGAUCGCGGGUUGAUUUGGGCAAAUAAACCAGAUCUACAGACGCCGUCGUGAUUUUUUAAAAUGUUUGUGAUGAACUGUCUGGUAAAACAUCAAAUCAGCCUCUGGACUUCUUGAUUAACAGAAAAUGAAAAACUGCAACAGCGAGCCUCGCGGGAAGUCUGUCUUUCUUUUUUUCUGGUUUCGUGGGUGGACAAGAGACUGAUACGUGUGAGAGUUAAUCAGACUCACAUUUAUAUUUGAGCGUGUUAAAGUUGACAGAGAUGACAUUUUCUGUUGUGCAAACAUUUCUUUAAGGCAGAAGUACUUUUUAAGGUAAAUUUAAACCUGCAGUGCAGAAGUUUUGUCUCCCCCUUCUGACAGUGAGAGUAAUUACACAAAACACUUGCGCGUGAUAUAAAGGCUCGGCCAAACUGAGUUGCUGCUCUCGCUACGGUGCUCCACUCUUCAGCUCUUCAUUGCUGGUUGGCAUUAAACACAUCUCUACUGUUUUGCCAGCGUGGGAACGUUCGCCACCAGAAGUCAGAGAGAUUAAUCUGUCAGUGAUGCGCUUAAUCAGCAUUGUGUGAACUCAUUUGGGGAGGGCACAACUCACACUUAGCAGCCUACACAUUCUCCACAAGGCGGAGCUGUUUGCUCAUCGUGAGCUCAGACAUCAGGUGCGUUCAAGAUGACUGCGGCUCAGUUUCGCUGACUUGAUAGUCAAACGUGAGCUGCCGGCGACUGCAGGGACGUGGUAUAAAAACCCUGCCGUCAAGUCGAACACAUUCUGCUUCCCGUAGAGCGCGUGAGCUUAGAACAAUCGCUGAAAUGCCGCGAGAUCGCAGGACUCAGAAAACUGCAGCCGCGUUGCUCCCGCGAGGUUUAAAUGUCUUGUGGCAUGGUGACAAAUUCUAACCAGUAUGCAUCACAUUAAUUCAUGUUAAGACCUACACACAUGCCGAGCUGCGCCACCUAUAGCAAAAGAAAGUUUUAGGAGUUUAGACCUCUGGAUAAUUUACCUACAUUACUCUCUUUCCAUGUUAUUCAUUUUAUAGCAAACGCCUGAUGUUUCAUUGUUUUUUUGAAAAACUGGACUCUUGUUUGUAUAAAACUCUUGUCGGCUGAACAUUAGUGAUUAUCUGAGUCCACACAUGUACAUGUUAGCUGAGUCUCUGGAUGUGUGUAAAGAUGUAAAUAUUGUGCUAUAGUUUGUUUUUAUUGUUCUGAUAAGCCUGCAAGUUCUGGGUCUGCAGCUCUGUGAACUGUUUUCUCUCAGUGAGAUGUCGAACAUGAGGGUGGAAGCACGAACAUCUGAAAUAAUUUGCCUGCAGCCAUGACAGGCCUUUCAGACAGAGUGGUUGCCCAACAUCAUCCCCUCUUCCUCCAUGAGCUUUGCAGCAAAUGUUAACACGGUGCUCCUUACAUAUCAGCCUCUGUGCUGUGUUUUUGUUGGCAGCAGCGCCACAGUCUCCCUUUUCUGCUGUCGUUCUUCCAGCGUGUUGGUUUGUCCGUCGUAAUUGCUCUCCAAGCGAUGCAGAAAACGCUCCCUGACGCCUGGUAUUCUUGGGCAUUCAGGUCAUGUUGGAUUGACUGCAGAUGUGACAUGCAGACGUGGAAAACAACCAGCAUCCAAACAAGCUGAAACGUGGGAUUGUUUUUUUGUCGUCCAUGUGACACUGAUGCUCAAGGAAAUAUAAACCACAAUGAUCUGUUUUAUUUCACUGAAGGAGAACUGGAUGAAUCAGGGAAUAUAACUGAUUAAGCUUGAAGGCUCAUUCGUGAUUUAGGAAAUAGUAAUUUGACAAAAAUAUUAAAUUUUAAUUUAAGGUCUACUUACUCAAAUUCUCCUGGGACUUAGAGCCACAUAUUAUGACCUUCAUCAGCUCACGGAGCUACGAUACCAGAACCCAAAUACUAAAUAUUUAGUUCACAUGAUGACAACUGAGCGAACACAAGUGGCCGUGAUAUGCGGCUGAAAGCUUCAAACUAUUAUUUCCAAGGUCAAGAAUGAAUCCUCAGUUAAAUUCACUGAUUCGUCCAACUUCUUUUUGAGAAAAGAAAAAAGAUGUCUGCAGUCAUGAGCUCCAGUUAAGUAAACAUCAUUGUUAAUUUUUUACAAUGUGACGUGAAUGCAGCUUUUUCUCUGUUGCACAACACUCUUAUUAUUUUUGCUACAAAUGUAUAGUUUCUUUAAAUGUUUUAAAGUGUCGCCUUCCACAAAGAUUACUGUGGGAAAUGUAUGCUCCAGAACCAAAACAUGAUGUUAAAUGGAUAGUGAUGAGAAUGUACGGACAUAACAUUUAUAGUUUUGAGUUGACUGAUUGUGAAGGGGGAAGUUUCCCCUGUCACAUGUGAUCAGAUCCUGCUGAGACGCUGGUGUCAGUAGCUUUACCUUCGGCCUCCGUGUGGAAUAACGGGAGACAUCCGCCUGCAGUCAAGUCGUCUUUGUCAGCUGGACCCUCGUAAAAAAAUAAAACCCACACUAAUCAGCUUGUAGACAAACAAAAUUUUGAACUGUUUACCAGAUAGACCAAAGCUAAAUGUGAAUGUAAAUAACUCAAGUGAUUUUUUUUGUCUGUAAAUAUGUGAAAUAAAGACACUGUAAAAGGGA
Molecule: messenger RNA, 3548 nt
Organism: Micropterus salmoides (largemouth bass)
Lineage: Eukaryota; Metazoa; Chordata; Actinopteri; Centrarchiformes; Centrarchidae
Product: tumor necrosis factor ligand superfamily member 10-like
Exons: 6
Coding region: 86-937 (283 amino acids)
Biological process (GO): immune response
Cellular component (GO): membrane
Molecular function (GO): tumor necrosis factor receptor binding
Source: RefSeq, a predicted model, not a curated record